AUGGCAUUCCUCAUCAUGUACCCGGCUGUGGCCGUUCUCACUCUGUUUGUUCUUAUAGUUAUCAUAUUAAUGCUAAGAUUUGGGUCACGCUGGUGUAAACUCCGUCACACUGCAUUUGCAGACCAGGAGUAUUGGACUGAAGAGGAAGCCUAUGAGCAAAAGGUGUCUUAUGCAUAGUUGUAUUAAUGCACCAUUCAUGUAAAGUUAGUAUAAACUGGGGCAAUUUCUUCCACAUUUCUAACAAAUGUUUUUUUUAUUAAAUGUUCUGCAAAAUAGCAGUACCAAUAAUGAAUGCUCCAGUCUAUUCUAACCUGCUCACUUUGACACUGUUUUACUUUGAAUCGCACAACUAAAGAUCUGUCUUAUUAUCUAAUUAAUAUUUCUGUUUAAGUGUGAUGUGACUAACCUAAUUACUUAAUGAAAUUUCUUAAAAUUCAUUUUAAAAUGAAUAAUAUACAGGUUAUAUUAUUUACUAAACUACUUCAGUUUGAGUGGGUAUGUUUUACCUUAUAUUUUGUUUGAAAGUGUAUGUAGAAACAUAAGAAUCAUGUAGUCUCAUGACAAGUGCCUUGAAGUUACAAAUUUUAGGAUAUGUAUACUUUAUUUGUGUAAUAAUAAAUUAAGAACUGUUUAAAAAUUAAGAAUUGGGCUAAGGAAAUAGCAGUAUACUUUACUAUAUACACACAAUGUGGCUUAUUAAAAUCUGUUUGGAGUUUUGGUCUCGUAUAUGUAUUCCACACAUGAUAACUCAUAUUAAAUAAUGAUAUAGGUACUGAUAAUAAUUUAUAUGCAUUGUAUGCCACAGAAUACCAUGGAGCUUGAUCAGUUGCCUCUUGUUAUAUAAAAAUAUAUUCUAAUAUAAUAUCAAAUAACGAUAUUGAAACAAAUUCCGUCCAAUACCACCGUAAUAUGUGUAGCCUAUUGCAUUUAGAUAUUUAAGUUAAUAUUUUUUUUAUACUUAAUGGAUUUUACAGCCAAUAAAAUCAUUUCUUAAUA
Molecule: messenger RNA, 996 nt
Organism: Plutella xylostella (diamondback moth)
Lineage: Eukaryota; Metazoa; Arthropoda; Insecta; Lepidoptera; Plutellidae
Product: wurmchen 2 transmembrane micropeptide
Source: RefSeq, a predicted model, not a curated record